AUGUCGUGGUCCGGCUUCAAGAAGAAUGUAGGCCGCGCGACAACACAGGUCAUGGUGAAGACGGGCCGUGUUGAGAAGACUGUCAAUCGUGACUAUGAAGUGGAGGAGCGACGAUACCGUACUCUCGAAUCCGCCUCACUUCGUCUGCAAAAAGAAGCCAAGGGUUACCUCGACAGCCUGCGUGCCAUGACGGCCUCGCAAAUGCGCAUCGCCGAGACAAUUGACGCCUUUUAUGGAGAGAGCGGAGCCCAGGAUGGUGUCAGUAGGAGCUACAAGCAGGCUGUUGAGGACCUCGACGCCGAGACUGUCAAGGCACUGGAUGGACCUUACAGGACCACCGUGCUGGAACCCAUCAACCGCUUCUGCGCCUACUUUCCAGACAUCAACGAGUGCAUCAAGAAGCGCAAUCACAAGAUGCUCGACUACGWCUCGAUGCGCAGCAAAGUCAAGAAGCUUACAGAGAAACCUGACAAGGACCCCAGCAAACUUCCGCGCACCGAAAAGGAAGCUGAUAUGGCGAAAGCGGCUUAUGAGCAGUUGAAUCAGCAACUGACGGAUGAGCUGCCACAACUUAUUGACCUACGCGUACCUUACCUCGACCCAACCUUCGAAGCGCUUGUCAAGAUUCAAUUGAGAUUCUGCGCAGAAGCAUACAGUCGGAUGGCGCAAGUACAGCAAUAUCUCGAUGCUGGAACGAGAGACAGUUACGCGAGUGGAGAUCUGGACGCUCGUGUAGAGGAUGUCCUAGGACAGAUUCGCGAGCUGAGCAUUGCGGGUACUGUUUAA
This is a messenger RNA of Ramularia collo-cygni, 786 nucleotides long. RefSeq names its product probable cytosceletal binding protein. NCBI's taxonomy places the organism in Eukaryota, Fungi, Ascomycota, Dothideomycetes, Mycosphaerellales, Mycosphaerellaceae. Gene Ontology annotation, cellular component: mating projection tip; medial cortex; Rvs161p-Rvs167p complex. The record is from RefSeq and is a predicted model, not a curated record. Gene Ontology annotation, molecular function: protein binding; lipid binding. The coding region runs from base 1 to 786 and encodes 261 amino acids. The transcript is spliced from 5 exons. Gene Ontology annotation, biological process: endocytosis; actin cortical patch localization; plasma membrane tubulation.